Laccaria bicolor S238N-H82 is the source of this 903-nucleotide messenger RNA. RefSeq lists its product as uncharacterized. Bases 1 to 903 code for a protein of 300 amino acids. Gene Ontology annotation, molecular function: RNA binding; translation initiation factor activity; ribosome binding. Gene Ontology annotation, cellular component: eukaryotic 48S preinitiation complex; eukaryotic translation initiation factor 2B complex; multi-eIF complex. The record is from RefSeq and is a predicted model, not a curated record. Lineage: Eukaryota; Fungi; Basidiomycota; Agaricomycetes; Agaricales; Hydnangiaceae. The transcript has 7 exons.
AUGCGCUACUACGAACAAAAAUACCCGGAGGUCGAUGAGCUCGUCAUGGUUCAGGUCCGUCAGAUUGCAGAGAUGGGCGCCUACGUCAAGCUCCUCGAAUACGACAACACGGAAGGAAUGAUCCUUCUCUCAGAACUAUCUCGUCGUCGUAUAAGAUCAGUUCAAAAACUUAUUCGAGUUGGAAGGAACGAAGUCGUUGUCGUGCUAAGAGUAGACAAGGAAAAAGGCUACAUCGACCUCUCAAAGCGUCGUGUAUCUCCAGAAGACAUAGUCAAAUGCGAAGAACGAUACAUGAAGUCGAAAACUGUCGCCUCGAUUCUGCGGCAUGUUGCGUCAAAAGUCCAUUCUCGACUCGAACAACUCUAUGACCUGAUAGCUUGGCCACUCGGCAAGAAAUACGGACACCCGUACGACGCGUUCAAGCUUGCAUUAACAGAACCUGACGCAGUCUUCUCUUCCCUCACAACCCCCAUCCCAUCAUCUACACUCUCCGUCCUGACUGGGACGAUAGCCCGUCGUCUUACUCCACAACCCAUCAAGCUUCGCGCAGAUAUCGAGCUUACAUGCUACACCCCUGCAGGCAUCGAUGCUAUCAAGAAGGCGCUACGCGCGGGUGAGAAACAGAGUAACGAAGCUGUGCCCAUCAAAGCAAAACUUGUUGCGCCUCCUCUGUAUGUAUUGAGCACGAACGCGACGGAUAAAUACGCCGCAACUGAACGACUCGAACGGGCAAUAGAGGCCAUUCAAACUACUAUUGAAGCUCAAGGAGGUAACCUCAUCCUUAAGAUGAAGCCCAAAGCCGUGUCGGAGACGGAUGAACAAUCUCUCGCGGAACUCAUGGUAAAGGCUGGACAAGAAAACGCAGAAGUCUCUGGCGAUGAGGACGAGGAAGAGGCUGCGUAG